Messenger RNA from Diabrotica balteata, 2589 nucleotides. The record is from the annotation of a GenBank genome assembly. NCBI's taxonomy places the organism in Eukaryota, Metazoa, Arthropoda, Insecta, Coleoptera, Chrysomelidae.
AUGGCUACUAGAAACAAAGUAGGAACAAAACAUGACGAACAUAGCGUGGAAACACUUGCUGAGGUUUUUAGAUGUUUUAUUUGUAUGGAAAAACUUAGAGAUGCUCAUUUGUGUCCACAUUGUUCAAAACUGUGUUGCUAUGUUUGUAUCCGCAGAUGGUUAACAGAACAAAGAUCUCAAUGUCCUCAUUGUAGAGCUUCUCUACACUUACAUGAACUUGUGAACUGCAGGUGGGUUGAGGAAGUAACCCAGCAGCUUGAUAGUUUACAAGCUGUUAGUCUUAAUGGAAAUCGGAACGAUGAAAAUGACAGGGACAAGUGUUCAACUCAUUUGGAAAAGCUUUCAGUUUAUUGUUGGACUUGCAGAUGCUGUAUCUGCCACCAGUGUGCCCUUUGGGGAGGAACUCAUUCAGGUCAUACAUUUAAACCUCUAGAUGAAGUUUAUGAACAACAUGUUACCCAAAUUAAAGAUGAAAUUGCUCAGUUACGCAGAAGGUUAAUGGAAUUAAUUAGUAUUGUACAAGAAGUAGAAAGGAAUGUUGAAUCUGUGAGAUCAGCUAAAGAUGAUAGAGUACGAGAAAUUAGAAAUGCUGUCAAAGUAAUGAUCGCUAGGCUAGAUUCUCAAUUAAAAACAAAAUUACUUACUCUCAUGGGACAAAAAGAUUCACUCACACAAGAAACCGAACAAUUAGAACAUUUACUUCAUGAAAUAGAACAUCAAUUGCAUGUAUCUACCAGAUCAGAACUGAUAUCAAAAAGUAGUGAAAUUUCAAGAAUGAUUCAUGCAAUAAGAAAAAAACCAAUGACUAGUUUUGUGACUGCACCAGUUCCAGCAGAUUUUCAUAGUGAAAUUGUACCUGCUUAUGACAGUUGUACUUUUGUAAUGCAUGGCUUUUCACGUUACCAGCGUAAGGCUGAUCCUAUUUACUCUACACCAUUACACUGUAAUGGUCUUUGUUGGAGGUUAAAGGUGUAUCCAGAUGGAAAUGGAGUAGUAAGAGGAAACUAUCUUUCUGUUUUUCUAGAGCUUAGUGCAGGAUAUCCAGAAACAUCCAAAUAUGAAUACAGAGUUGAGAUGGUUCAUCAAGUGAGUAGAGAUUCUUCAAAAAAUGUAGUUAGAGAAUUCGCUUCAGAUUUUGAAGUAGGAGAAUGUUGGGGUUAUAAUAGGUUUUUCCGUCUUGAUCUCUUGGCAAGUGAAGGAUAUUUAAAUGAAGCCAAGGAUACUCUUGUCUUGAGAUUUCAAGUUAGAGCUCCAACUUUUUAUCAAAGGUGUAGGGAUCAACAAUGGUAUAUUAAUCAGUUACAAACUGUGCAACAUCAAUACAUAACACAGAUUAAUGAAUCAAAGGAGCGUUUAGCUGCUGAAAUAUCUAGGAAUGCUGUAGCAUCAAGCCUUAGGCCAAAAAAGCAAUCUGAUGUAUCCAACAUUUCAUUAGUAAAGAAUAUAUACACUUUACCCAGUCCAGAUAGAGAUACAGAUUGUAGUCCAGAAGCUUCAACAUCUCAUGGCCCUGCUGGUAAAUCUUUCUCAAAUGAGUUAGCAAAUUUUGCUAAAAGUUUAGUAUCUGUAGAAUCAAAUACCCAAACAAAAUCUGAUGAAUGUCCUUGCUCUUCAAAAGGGAAAGUAGAUAAUUCAACAAAAAAGCCAAAUUCUCCUCAUCGUCUUGGACUUAGUGUUUCUUUAAGUUCUCCUAAUCUUUUAAAUACUGCUGUGUCCUCUUUAAUGUUAUCUAGCAGUAGCAGUGAAAGUGAUUUAAGUGAACCUGAACCUUUAAUAGAAGAAUUGGAACAUAGAGAAGUAAUAUCUAAUGAUGAAAAUGAUGUGGAUAUUGAAACAAUGUCUGGGGAAAAUGAUGUUGAAUAUGCAGAAUUCUCUAUGGCUCAAAGAAUGUUAGAAAAUGAUAAUAGUUCUGGGAAUAGUAGUUUUGUAGGUGCUACAGCACUCUCUCCUACUGAAAUGACUAGUUCCUUUGAAGAUAGAUUAAAAUUACUUAAUUUCUUUGAAAAUUCUCCAAGAAGAAACACAGCUCAGGAUCCUGCAAGUAAUUUGUUAGAUCUAACUGCUUCAAAUCUAGAUUUAGCUUUGCUUGGAUCACUAUCGACAGAUAAUUCAAUUAUAAGUGCUGGUAACUUCACUGCAGAAAAUAGAAAAAAACUGAAGCAUAGAUUUAGACAAUUGGAUAUGUCAGGACCUGAAUCUAGUACUAAUCAAGUUGGGGUGUGGACUGAAACUGUUCCUAUAUCUCAGAUCACGAAAGAAUCAGUUAUGGGUCCUUUGGAAUCAUUUUUACGGUCCAUAAAUUGUUAUCCUGAGCAUGACCAAACUCGAAGGAAGGAGUCACCAAUGAAGGAAAAAAAGAAACAUUCUACUUCUCAGUCCAAAUUUCCUAUUGUGCCAUCUGUUUCACCCCCUCCUAUGAGUGAUAAUGCUGAAAGUCUUAGUGUUGAACCGAGCUCUCUAGCUUUUAGUUGGACGCCAUCUUUGCUAAACCAGCGAAGAGCCAGCAAAUCCCCACGGGCACCACCAAGUGAUCUAACUCUACCUGAAAAAGAAGAUAAUAAAUCUGAUAACCAACCUCAUUCCUCUUAG